Molecule: messenger RNA, 771 nt
Organism: Suncus etruscus (white-toothed pygmy shrew)
Lineage: Eukaryota; Metazoa; Chordata; Mammalia; Eulipotyphla; Soricidae
Gene: MYF5
Product: myogenic factor 5
Exons: 3
Coding region: 1-771 (256 amino acids)
Biological process (GO): muscle organ development; regulation of transcription by RNA polymerase II; positive regulation of myoblast differentiation
Molecular function (GO): RNA polymerase II cis-regulatory region sequence-specific DNA binding; DNA-binding transcription factor activity, RNA polymerase II-specific; protein dimerization activity
Source: RefSeq, a predicted model, not a curated record
AUGGACUUGAUUGACGGCUGCCCAUUCUCCCCUUCCCAGUACUUCUACGACCGCUCCUCCAGCAUCCCGUCCCCGGAUGGAGAUUUCAGGGAGGAUUUUGAGUCUACAGGGGCGGCCUUUCUCAGCGAGCACCAAGCUGAGCUGCAAGGCUCUGAGGAAGACGAACACGUGCGUGCCCCGACAGGCCACCACCAGGCCGGUCGCUGCCUCUUGUGGGCCUGCAAAGCCUGCAAGAGGAAGGCCAGCACUGUGGACCGCCGCAAGGCAGCCACAAUGCGCGAGCGGAGGCGCCUCAAGAAAGUCAACCAGGCAUUCGAGACACUCAAGAGGUGCACCACGACCAAUCCCAACCAGAGGCUGCCCAAGGUGGAAAUCCUCAGAAAUGCAAUUCGCUACAUUGAGAGCCUACAAGACCUGCUGAGGGAGCAAGUGGAAAACUUCUACAGCCUGCCAGGCCGGAGAUGUUCGGUACCUACCAGUCCCACUUCCAACUGCUCGGAUGGCAUGCCCGAGUGUAACAGUCCUGUGUGGUCCAGAAAAAGUAGCAGUUUUGAAAGCAUCUACUGUUCUGAUCUACCAAAUGUAUAUGUGACAGAUAAAAGCUCCUUAUCCAGCUUGGAUUGCUUGUCCAGCAUCGUGGAUCGUAUCACAACCUCCCAACAGCCUGAACUGUCUCCCCAGGAGCCUGUGUCUUUCUCAGUUGGUAGCACUGAUUCACAGCUUGCAACUCCAGGCACUGCCAGUGCUAGGCUCAUCUAUCAUGUGUUAUGA